AUGUCUUUCACCCAACCAUAUACUCCAGCUUCUUCCUCUAGGGCCAUCUCCAUCUCACAGUCGCUGGACAUGGUGCCUGAAGAAGACUCUGAGAUGGAUGACUCGCAAUUCGAGACUCUACCACUAGACAACUUAAAGAAGAAGUCAACCAGCAGCGGGCGAUUAAUAAGUCCCCUCAGACUGUUUCGCAGUCUCUACGCUCCAAGGACAAGACCUCGUCGAUUCUUCCCUGCACGCCCGCUCUCCCGAAGAGCGCGAAUCAUCCAAGCCUUGCGGCGGCUAUUCUGCGGCGUGCCGGUGCACUGCCACUCGCACAACGACUACUGGCGCGAGGAGCCGCUCUACUCGGCACUGCGCGCCGGCUGCAUCGGCGUGGAGGCCGACAUCUGGCCGUCCAACCCCGACCUUCUGGUCGGCUACACGCCGUUCACGCUGCACGCCGACGUCAUCCUGCGCCGCCUCUACCUCGACCCGCUGCUCGACCUGCUCCAGAAACACAACACGCGCAGCAGCCAGCUCCAGCCCGCCCACGGGUCGUCCCCGCCCGCGGGCGUGUUCGCCACCGACCCCGCCCAGACCCUCGAGCCCGUGCAGGCGCAGCUGCAGCCCCUGCGCGCCGGCGGGUUUUUGACUUCCUACAACGGCACGGCCGUCGUCGAGCGGCCCGUCACCGUCGUCGCCACCGGCGAUGUCCCCUUCCAUCGCCUCGUCGCCAACACGACCUACCGGGAUAUCUUCUACGAUGCGCCGCUCGACCAGCUGGAGGGGACUCCGCGGGCGUCGGAGGGCAGGGGGGUCGAGGAUUCCCCUCCGGAUUCCCCUCCAGCUUUGUCGGAAAGCGACGACGACGGCUACACCCGCGCGAACAGCUACUACGCCUCCGUGGACUUCCGGCGCACGAUCGGGAGUCUAUCCGGCAAUCGGUUCUCGGAGGCGCAGUUGGCCCGCGUGCGCGCGCAGGUCGCCGCCGCGCAUGCCCGCGGCCUGAAGGUGCGGUACUGGGGCACGCCGGGCUGGCCGCGGGGGUUGAGGAAUCAUGUUUGGCAUGUGUUGGUCAGGGAGGGGGUCGAUCUGAUCAAUGUGGAUGAUUUGUAUGAGGCGACGCGGCAGGAUUGGCGGAAGCAUCGGAGCUGGGGGUUGUGA
Messenger RNA from Aspergillus brunneoviolaceus CBS 621.78, 1143 nucleotides. RefSeq lists its product as uncharacterized. The transcript is spliced from 3 exons. Gene Ontology annotation, biological process: lipid metabolic process. The record is from RefSeq and is a predicted model, not a curated record. NCBI's taxonomy places the organism in Eukaryota, Fungi, Ascomycota, Eurotiomycetes, Eurotiales, Aspergillaceae. Gene Ontology annotation, molecular function: phosphoric diester hydrolase activity. Bases 1 to 1143 code for a protein of 380 amino acids.